Messenger RNA from Phycomyces blakesleeanus NRRL 1555(-), 3267 nucleotides. RefSeq lists its product as hypothetical. Gene Ontology annotation, biological process: chromosome organization; double-strand break repair via homologous recombination. Gene Ontology annotation, cellular component: nucleus; site of double-strand break; chromosome. The transcript is spliced from 21 exons. NCBI's taxonomy places the organism in Eukaryota, Fungi, Mucoromycota, Mucoromycetes, Mucorales, Phycomycetaceae. Bases 1 to 3267 code for a protein of 1088 amino acids. Gene Ontology annotation, molecular function: ATP binding; protein binding; single-stranded DNA binding. The record is from RefSeq and is a predicted model, not a curated record.
AUGUCUACUUCAACGAAGCGCAAGGCCAACGAUGACUCACCCGAGGCUUUGGCUUCUGAAUUCAAAAGAACAAGGACGAUCGCAGAAACAGAAUUCGAAUCCGAUUCCGAUGAUCAGACUUCUGAAGACGAGCAAGAGACCCAAAGCCCAAUUUACCCUCAAAAUAAAACACGAAUCAACGAGUUCGGGACUAUCGCACGCGUAGAAGUAAAGGAUUUUAUGUGUCAUGCGCAUCUUAAGGUCGAUUUCGGACCCAAGAUCAAUUUUGUUAUUGGCCAUAAUGGAAGUGGAAAGAGUGCGAUUUUAACAGCACUUACUAUUGCCUUGGGUGCAAAGGCUACAUCCACAAACAGAGGAAAAAGACUAAAUUCGUUUAUCCGUGAAGGUGAAGACUCUGCUAUUGUUAUCGUUCACUUGACAAACAAGGGUCCUGAUGCGUACAAGCCGGAUGUAUAUGGAGAUACUAUCCAAGUGGAGCGAAAAAUAUCGAAAGAUGGAGUUGGAUACUACAAGAUAAAAAACAGUAGCGGAAAAAUAAUCUCGACAAAGAAAGAGGAGCUUACAGCAAUUUGCGAUUACAUGUCAAUACAAGUAGAUAAUCCUCUUACUAUUCUAAGCCAAGAUAAUGCAAGACAGUUCUUGAAUUCAAGCACACCACACGACAAGUAUAGACUUUUUAUGAGAGCGACUCUCCUGUCAUCACUUAUGGAAGAUUAUGAUGUGGUACGCGAGAGUAUUGACACCACAAGAACUAUAGUGGAGCGGAAGAAACAAUGCCUACCGGAUCUUCAGAAGAAGGCUUUAGAAGCCGAGGCCCGAUAUAAAGGAAUGAUCGAAGCACGAGAGAUCGAUGAUAAGAUUGACAACCUCAACAACGAAAUUGUCUGGGCUCAAAUUAUUGCAAAAGAAAAACAAGCAGAAAAGACUAAGAUGAACUUGGGAGAGAUAGAGAGAAAAGCUGAAAGGUCAAAAGAAGAAGCCACGAACAGAAAGCUUAAAAUAGAGCAGCUUGAACAAGAGAUGGCACAAAAGAGAGAAGAGAUAACUGGAUUUAAACAAACAUACGAACCUAACAAUAACGAAAAGCAAAGAGUCAGAAAAGAUAUCAUUGACCAGGAAUCCAAAUUACGCGAACUUGGCGCAGAUAUUCGUGAAAUCAACGAAAACGUCAAACAAGCUAGAAUUCGUAUAAACAAGUGCGAUAGAGACAUUGCGGCUGAAACCGCUAAAAUCGAGUCAGUGAAUAAACCCAAAAAAGAGGCUACUGCUGCUAAACUUGCAGAUCUUGAGGCUAAAGAGAUAAAACUGGUGCAGAGAGGAAAGGAGCUCCAUGAAGAGAAAACUCAAAUAGAACAGCGACUACGUGAGGCAAAGGAAAGGUACAGACCUAUGGAUUAUCAAGUCAGGAGUGCUGAAAAAGAAGUCGAGAAUGCAAGACAUCUUCACAAAGAACUGGUUGCUCAGAAGGCCGAUAAACUCAGGGCAUUCGGCCACGCUAUGCCAGAGGUUGUCAGUGAUAUAAAAAGGGAGUCAAGAUGGUCAGGUCGACAACCUGUUGGCCCAUUUGGUGCAUAUCUACAGCUUAUGCAUCCCCAAUACGCUCCUGUUCUAGAGAUCAUUUUGGGUAAAAUUCUGAAUGCUUUUGUCGUCGAGAAUUUCAAUGACAGAAACAUGUUGACCAAGAUUCUGACUCGCCGCAAUAUGAGUCAUGUUUCUAUCUACGUAGCAGAGUAUGAUAUUUUCUCAUAUUCGCACGAGGAACCUGAUGAACAAUAUCUUACUGUUGUUCGUGGCAUCAAGUUUGAGAACGAAUGGGUCAAACGUCAAAUGAUUAUUGCAAAUAACAUUGAAAAAACUUUACUCAUGGAUGAUCGACGGGAAGCAGACAAAGUGAUGUAUAAUCCUCCUCGAAAUGUAAAUAUUUGUUUCACAAAGGACUGUCAAAGUGUUGGUGCCCGCUCGGGUAUGCGUACAGAAUCACUGCAACAAUAUAAAGGGCCACCUCGUUUCAAAAAAGAUGUCGGGUCAGAGAUUGUUAAGGCUCGGGAGGAUGGUAUUAAGUUUGCUGCGAGAGCUGCAGAACUUAAAACCGAGCAAAACGCACUUAGACAAGAGAUCCAGGGCAUUGAGGCAUCAUUAUCGGAAAUUGAGAAUGCUGAAUAUGCUAACGAAGGUGCAAAAGUCAAGGUUUCCCGAGAAAUAGCUCGUCUAAAAGAGGAGGAAAUCGACGAAGGGCCUCAAAAUAUAGAUGCUUACGUCCAGGAAAAAGAGAACUGUGAAAACCAAGUCAAACUGUGGGCUGGCCAGUUCUCUGUCUGCAAAAAGGUUGAGAAAGAAACCAAAGAAGUUCUUAGUACACUCCAGGCUCAACUUGACGAGAUUGAGAAAGGAGAAAGUGAGGCAUCUAGACGCCUUUAUGACUUACAGGAAGAUUUGGACAAACUUGAUAACUUGCGAUUAAAUGAAAGGCGCGUCUUAAAAUCAGUGGAAGAUUACAUUAUUCAACUGAUUGAUAAAAUAGAAAAUGAGAAGAAGAGACUUGAAGACCUUGAAUCAACCUGCAAGGAAUGGAUCUCGCAAGCAAUAGUAGAUUACCCGAAUCGUGUCGAGACUACUGAAUCUCUUGAAUCUUUACAACGGAAGAUUGCACAUCUCGAUGAAGCUCGCCGUAGAAAGGAAGAAGAGGUUGGAGCAACAUUGGAAGAAGUUGAAAGCGAAGCAAAGGAUACCCUAACUGCUUGGCACGAUGCUAAAGUCUCUAUAAAGCGAAUCGAUGAACUUAUCAAGAAAAUGAAUACAGCUCUCAAGGAUCGUAUGAAGAACUGGGAUGACUUUUAUAUGUAUAUAACUUUAGCUGCAAAGGGUCAUUUUGCAUACUACUUACACAAGAGAGGAGACACUGGUCAAUUACGAUUCGAUCAAAAGAAGGAGACCCUUGAAAUCAAAGUAUCUACAGGUGACCAAGUUAGAAAGGGGUCAAAACGACAAAAGGAUUCUAGAUCUUUGUCUGGUGGUGAGAAAUCAUUUUCGCAGAUCAGUCUUUUAUUGGCUCUUUGGCAAGGAAUUUCUUCACCGAUUAUUUGUCUUGACGAGUUUGAUGUGUACAUGGAUGCUGUUAACCGUAAACAGAGUAUGAAGAUGAUUAUCGACUCGGCAAGUGAUAACAGCUCUCAAUACAUUCUUAUCACACCACAAGACGCAAGUAAUAUGACACCGGGACCUUUUGUAACUGUUCACAGACUAGCAGAUCCAAAGCGCGAUAAUUAA